This is a messenger RNA of Cylas formicarius (sweet potato weevil), 3698 nucleotides long. RefSeq names its product mitochondrial Rho GTPase (gene Miro). The record is from RefSeq and is a predicted model, not a curated record. Gene Ontology annotation, cellular component: mitochondrial outer membrane. Gene Ontology annotation, biological process: regulation of mitochondrion organization; small GTPase-mediated signal transduction; mitochondrion organization. The transcript has 11 exons. NCBI's taxonomy places the organism in Eukaryota, Metazoa, Arthropoda, Insecta, Coleoptera, Brentidae. The coding region runs from base 445 to 2445 and encodes 666 amino acids. Gene Ontology annotation, molecular function: GTPase activity; GTP binding; calcium ion binding.
GUGAGUCAUAGAACACACAUUAGUACGGUAAAAUCAUAUUUAUAGAAUUUUGUUUAUUGUCCCAAAAACGCGGCGGGAGACUCUAUGUGGGACACCGAUGUAUGGGUCUGAUUUUAAUUAUUGAAUAAAGAACAAUAAGUGCCCUGCAGGAGAUCAUUGCGAAAAUCUUAAUUUUAAAACUCGGAAAAUUAUGUUAGUUUUGAUCAUGUGUUAUUUGUGAACGCACGCUUGCGCGGUUUUUGUUGAAAAUCCGAACUUGUAAAAAAAGAUGACAAUUUUCAUGAGCAAAUUUUAUCAUUGGAAAAUAUCGAAAUUUUUUUGUUGUCGGUAGUUUUUAAUAAUUAUGUGGUUUUGUUUUAAACUGUAAUUUAGUGAUGCACUUUGCAGCCUUGCCUGAAAAAGAAAUUUAAUGUAAAUAAAUUUCAAAGGUUUUCUGAAGUAAAAAUGGUUGUAAAGUCUCAUUUGAAACGUACCGUACGCAUUCUACUGGUUGGCGAUAGGGGUGUAGGCAAAACCUCUCUCAUAUUAUCCCUUGUAAGUGAAGAAUUUCCAGAAAAUGUUCCCACUAAAGCAGAAGAAAUAACUAUACCAGCUGAUGUUACUCCUGAGCAGGUUCCAACAAACAUUGUUGAUUUUUCCUUAGCUGAUCAGAACGAAGAUGACCUCCAUGAACAAAUUAAAAGAGCUAGUGUUGUAUGUGUUGUUUAUGCUGUUGAUGAUGAUGAAUCAAUCGAGAGGAUAUCUUCAUUCUGGAUGCCUCUAAUCAGACAAAUUCAUUUUGAUAUUCAGUGCCCUGUUGUUCUUGUUGGCAAUAAAAUUGACCUAGUGGAAUACUCUACUAUUGAUGGCAUAUACGAUAUCAUGGAGGAGUUUUCAGAAAUUGAAACGUGUAUAGAAUGCUCCGCCAAAACUCUUAAGAAUAUCUCUGAGAUGUUUUAUUAUGCACAAAAGGCUGUCCUUCAUCCCACUUCGCCAAUAUACUCAAUUGAAAAUGCAGAUUUAACUGAUGCUUGCAAAAAUGCGUUAGUAAGGAUAUUCAAGAUUUGUGACAUUGAUUGUGAUGGCCUUUUAAAUGAUAUUGAGUUGAACAACUUCCAAAGCAGAUGUUUCAAUGCCCCCCUUCAGCCCCAAGUAUUAGACGAUGUUAAAGCAGUUUUACGGAAAAAUACUGAAGAUGGGGUCCUUCAAAAUAGUGUCACUCUAAAGGGUUUUUUGUACCUGCAUACUCUGUUUAUCCAAAGAGGACGAAAUGAAACGACAUGGACUGUUUUGAGAAAGUUUGGUUAUAAUGACCAUUUGAACAUGUCUAAAGAUUAUUUAUACCCAAGUUUAAAAGUGCCGUCAGGUUGUACAACAGAGCUGUCACAUAGGGGCCAACAAUUUUUGACCCAUCUGUUCGAACGGUAUGAUAAAGACUGUGAUAAAUCAUUGUCUCCUAGUGAGUAUGAAGAGUUAUUUUCAACAUGUCCCACACGAGCGUGGCCACUGGAUGUGAGUUCCAUGGUACAGACAAAUGAGAAGGGUUGGAUCACCUAUAAGGGUUAUAUGUGUCAAUGGGCAUUGAUGACACUGGUGGAUUUACCUAGGACAUUUGAGUAUUUGGCAUAUCUAGGGUAUAAUAUAUAUGAAAACGAAAAUCAGGUGUCAGCAGUUGUAGUAACUAGAGAAAAAAAAUUGGAUUUGGCAAAAAAACAGUCGACAAGAAACGUUUAUCAGUGUCACGUUAUUGGCCCAACAGGAUCUGGAAAAUCGGCAUUCUGUAGAAGCUUUAUCAAAGGCACGGGAGAUGUUAAAGAUUUGUUGGUAGACAAAUGUGGCACUCCAAAUUGUACAGUAAAUACAGUGCAGGUGUAUGGACAAGAAAAGAUAUUGGUGCUCAAAGACCUAAAUGUCCGUAACAUGUCAGAUCCUCUGCUACCUCAUGAAGUUCAGUGUGAUGUUGCUUGUUUGAUAUAUGAUAUCAAUAAUCCAAAAUCUUUUGAAUACGUCGCUAGGAUAUACAUUAAGUAUUUUGCUGAAAGCAAGAUCCCUGUAUUGGUUGUGGCUUGUAAAGAUGACCUGGAAGAAAUACGACAGGAUUAUCUCUUGCAGCCAGCUAGUUUUUGUCAGAAAUACAAAAUUCUUCCGCCACAGAGAUUUAGCGUGAAGGAGCAGUACAGAAAAGAUGUUUUUGUCAAGUUAGCAACAAUGGCCGCAUUCCCUCGGUUUCAAGCAGCCUGGAUGUUGUUUUACAAGAGAAGUCCCUUGCGCCGCAUGGUACACAUGCUGUUGUUGCGUCCUCAACCAUCAGAAUGGUUGUACCAAUUUUGCAGGAAUUUCCGAGAGUUUGGAGUAAUAACAAACGAUUUGACUGUGUGGUGGAAAGCUGGGCUUAGUCUGGCAGCUGUCACUGCCCUUGGAUUCUUUGUGGCUAAGGUCAUACACACCAGUGAUAAAGUGAGAUAAGAGUGUGAAUCCCUAUGUUAACUUUGUAUUAUAGUGUACUUUAAUUACAUCGCGACUGUAAUUCAUUCUUGUAGUUUCCAUGCGUGCGUUGAUUAGUGUAAAUAUUGUAGAUGGUCGAAUAUUGAAAGAUACUUCAUUUUUGUGGCGCUGGAUUCUGCAAUAUAUUUAUUAUUUGGUAUAGUGAGAACAGAUGCUAUUCGUACAAUGUCAUGAAAUGUUCCUGUACACCUAUAGGCAAAAUUCCCUUAAAAGUUAUCUUUAUUACCAGUGUUAAUUAUAGAAAAUAUUUUUACUAAUAUUACAGUAAAUAACAAAGUUUCAGUUUAAAACAACGUGUUUUAAACAUUGCUGCAAAGGUUAUAUUUUUGAAAAUCUCACUAACCAAUAAUUGAUGUAAGCCACGCUUCUCAAGGUUCAGCAACUCCAGUGACUAUGAAGCAUUAAGUCCUUCUUAUAAUGAGGUUAACCAUUGAGUGAUGUAUGAGAGAUGUUACUGUAUAUGCCUCUUUGAAAGUAGUUUCAAGGCCCUUUUGUGAAGUUUGUUAUAAAUAUGUUAGUCCAAACUUCACGAAUUUUUGAUAUACAUCAACAUAGAUAUUAUGUUGUAUACAAAGAGUAUUUGAUCACACAUCCGGUUAAUAACUGCAUAAGUCAAUUUUAAACUAGAGAAAAUUAAUUUUUACCAAGUACCAGGGAGGGGUUUAUCUCCAACAGGGCAUGUCAUUUGCGAGAUAUGUCAGUAUGACAACAACCUCUCGUAUGUGACGUGUCCUGUUCGAGAUUCGAGAAAUCGCCCAUCCAAAUUGAACAUUCACAAUCAAAUUUUAGGUAUCGAAAUUAAUACCAUGGCAUAGAUAUACCAAACCUACCGUUUGGCUUUAUCUGACAAACUGACCAGGACCCAUAAUAUUCCGAUAUUCUCUACGGACUUGUGUGGAAAUUUCGUAAUAGUUCCAAAAUUGAAAAUCUUUCUGAUUCUGUUUAAAAAUUUAAGGAAUAAUCUAAACAAUUUUUCGGCACUUUUAUAACAACAAAAGAUUUUUUUAUUGCAACUGACAAGGAACAUACUUUUUUUAUUUAAAGUUUUAAUUGAAGAAUCAGUGUUUUUUGAAGCACAUCGAAGCGUUGAAGCUCUAGUCUUAAUUUUCAGUUAGUAUAUUUUAGCAAUGUGUAUAGAUUUACGUUUUUUUUGUGUUUUAUAAUGUUUAAGUUGUAAAAUGACAAACAAUAAAUAUUGAUCAAGAAAUGCAAAA